Molecule: messenger RNA, 1686 nt
Organism: Aspergillus caelatus
Lineage: Eukaryota; Fungi; Ascomycota; Eurotiomycetes; Eurotiales; Aspergillaceae
Gene: fmpF
Product: phenol 2-monooxygenase fsqG
Exons: 4
Coding region: 1-1686 (561 amino acids)
Molecular function (GO): FAD binding
Source: RefSeq, a predicted model, not a curated record
AUGGCCACCGCAACGGAUGAUGUCGAUGUCUUGAUUAUUGGCGCGGGGCCAGCAGGCUUAACCACGGCCAACUCCUUCAACGGGAGCCGUCUUCGCGUGCGAUUAAUCGAUAUCAAGGCGGCCCCGCUGCAGGUUGGACGUGCAGAUGGGCUGAAAAGCAUUUCUAUGGAGGUACUGGACUCCUUCGGAAUUGGUGAUACAAUUCUUAAAGAUGCACAACCAUGGCAGAUUGAGCGCGUUAUGGUGGAGAAUUUGUAUAAACAUGGGAGUGUCCGGGUUAGUUGGAAUGCACAGCCUGUUGCCUUGCAUACCGACCUCUCGAGCUUAGACGAUCCCGAGGCAUAUCCCAGCACGCUGACGGUACAAAACACAGAGACUGGGGUCCGGGAGACGAUACGCGCGAAAUAUGUGGUGGGAGGGGAUGGGGCGCACAGCUGGCUACGCAAGUAUCUCAAGAUUGGGUUUUCGGGAGACCUAACAGACUCAACAUGGGGCGUCAUGAAUCUCGUCCCGAAAACCAACUUUCCCGACAUCCGCAAGGUUUUCGUCGUGCAUUCGAAGGUCGGCACCGUCAUGGGCGUCCCCCGCGAAAACAAGCUUGUCCGGCUAUACAUCAGCAUGGACGGCGGCACCCGGCACACAUCCGUCAAGGCACAGAACAUCGCGCCUGAGAAAAUUCUCGAGGCCGCUCAAGCAAUCCUCUCACCAUACACUCUCGAGGCUGGUCAGAUCCCUUGGUCCUCCGCGUACAACGUCGGCCAGCGCGUCGCCGACGAGUUUGCACGAUACGGCCGUAUCUUUCUAGCCGGGGACGCAGUCCACACGCACUCGCCUAAGGCGGGACAGGGGAUGAACACUAGUAUCCAGGAUGGAUACAAUAUCGGAUGGAAGCUGCGCUAUGUACUAGAGCAGAAGGCUGAUCGCGGGCUUUUAUCCACGUACCAGUCCGAACGUAGGCCCGUCGCACAGGCACUCAUUGACUUCGACAAAGCGUACCUGGAGUCCUUUUCCCGGAAGGAUAUCACACAUGAUGAGUUUCUCGAUGCAUAUCUUGCCGGCCAGGCUUUCACAACAGGGAUUCACAUCCAGUAUCCGCCGUCGCUGCUUGUGCGGCCAGUGUCGGCAAGUUCUCAACCUCGCGCCGCAAACCUAGCACCGGGAAAACGCCUCCCAGACUUCCAGAUAGUUAAUCAAUCCGACGCCGUCCCAAUCCAGGCUUACCACCGUUUCACCAAUGACGGGCGCUUCCGGCUGCUCGUCUUCCCCGGCGAUCUCUCGCAGGGGGUAGCUUUCUCCCGGUAUAAUCAUCUGGGUAAAUGGCUUGCCUCGAGUCUCGCUCCCAGCUCCGGCCUAGAAAUCAUAACUAUCCAUGCCGCGAAGCGUGGGUAUGUGGAAUUGUUAGACCUACACCCAGUUUUCCGGCCCUGGAGUGACGAGGAAGGGUGGGAUUAUUGGUGUGUGUAUGCGGACGAUGAGAGCUACCAUAAAGGUCAUGGGCGGGUUUAUGAGCGGCUGGAGAUUAGCAAGGAGGAGGGGUUGUUGGUGUUGUUGAGGCCGGAUGGGUAUAUCAGUUUAAUUUGUGGGUUCGAGAAAGCAGGUGCUUUGGUGGACUUCUUCAAAGAGCUCAAGCCCAAAUCUAGGACUCGUUUGGGGACUACUGGAGGUGGAAGGCAGUCAAACUUGUAA